Messenger RNA from Lagopus muta (rock ptarmigan), 5199 nucleotides. Its product is annotated as 6-phosphofructo-2-kinase/fructose-2,6-bisphosphatase 4. NCBI's taxonomy places the organism in Eukaryota, Metazoa, Chordata, Aves, Galliformes, Phasianidae. Bases 183 to 1673 code for a protein of 496 amino acids. Gene Ontology annotation, molecular function: 6-phosphofructo-2-kinase activity; ATP binding; fructose-2,6-bisphosphate 2-phosphatase activity. The record is from RefSeq and is a predicted model, not a curated record. Gene Ontology annotation, biological process: fructose 2,6-bisphosphate metabolic process; fructose metabolic process. The transcript has 15 exons. Gene Ontology annotation, cellular component: cytosol.
GGGCCCUGGGCAGCCUGGGCUGAUAUUAAAUGGGGAGGUUGGUGGUCCUGCGUGUGGCAGGGGGUUGGAGAUUCAUGAUCCUUGAGGUCCCUUCCAACCCAAGACAUUCUGUGAAUCUAUGAUUCUAUGAAAGGUGUAUUUGUUUUUUCUUAGGCUGAUGAUAUUCACAUUCCUGUAGGUGAAUGUCUGUGUGUUGCCUAGGAUUCUCAUGUGAUCCCUGCACCAGUGACAAGACCUUCCUUCUGGUAACACGUCUGCCCCCAGUUAUCUUAGAUGGAUGGCCUGAUAAGUUUGUCAUGGUGGCUUUGGAAACGCAUCAGCGUGCUGGAAUCAAGCCAGACAUGAAGAGUGCUGCAAGGGUAUGUAUGACCAACUGCCCUACGCUGAUUGUCAUGGUGGGUCUGCCAGCAAGAGGAAAAACCUACAUCUCAAAAAAGCUGACACGCUAUUUAAACUGGAUUGGAGUGCCUACAAAAGAAUUCAAUGUUGGUCAGUAUCGUCGAGAUCUGGUGAAGAAGUACAAAUCUUUUGAAUUCUUCCUGCCUGACAAUGAAGAAGGGUUGAAAAUCAGGAAGCAGUGCGCCUUAGCGGCGCUGAACGACGUCCGGCAGUACCUCAGCGAAGAGAAUGGGCACGUGGCUGUCUUUGAUGCUACGAACACAACUCGAGAACGCAGAGAAACCAUUUACAAAUUUGGUGAAGAAAAUGGAUACAAGACGUUUUUUGUUGAGUCAGUGUGUGUCGAUCCAGAGGUCAUUGCUGCAAACAUUGUGCAAGUGAAGCUGGGUAGUCCUGACUACGUUGACUGUAGUAAUGAUGAAGCAACAGAAGACUUCAUGAAAAGAAUAGAGUGCUACAAGAACUCGUAUGAGACGUUAGAUGAAAAUCUUGACAAGGAUCUUUCUUACAUUAAAAUUAUGGAUGUUGGAAGGAGUUACCUUGUGAACAGAGUGAUGGAUCACAUCCAGAGCCGGAUUGUCUACUACCUCAUGAACAUCCAUGUGACCCCUCGGUCAAUCUACCUCUGUCGACAUGGAGAAAGUGAACUCAAUCUGAAGGGGAGAAUAGGAGGGGAUCCUGGGCUGUCUGUCAGGGGGAAAGAAUUUGCCAAGAGCUUGGCACAGUUCAUUAAUGAGCAAAACAUCAAGGAUCUGAAGGUUUGGACCAGCCAGAUGAAAAGGACGAUUCAAACUGCUGAAGCUUUGGGAGUGCCUUACGAGCAGUGGAAGGUUUUGAAUGAGAUAGAUGCAGGAGUGUGUGAAGAAAUGACAUAUGAAGAAAUACAGGAAAAUUACCCUCUUGAGUUUGCACUGAGAGACCAAGACAAAUACAGAUACAGAUACCCUAAAGGAGAGUCCUACGAAGACCUUGUCCAGAGGCUGGAGCCAGUAAUUAUGGAGCUUGAAAGGCAGGAAAACGUGCUUGUCAUUUGUCACCAAGCUGUCAUGCGCUGUUUGCUCGCGUAUUUUCUUGACAAGCCUGCUGAACAACUGCCUUACCUGAAGUGCCCACUGCACACUGUCUUAAAGCUAACCCCAGUGGCUUAUGGAUGUAAAGUAGAAUCUAUAUUUCUGAAUGUCGAAGCUGUAAACACACACAGAGACAAACCCGAGAAUGUAGGCGUGGACCGGUCGAGAGAAGAAGCCUUGAGGACAGUACCCAACCACCUAUAGCUGCGGCUCCGGAGGCAGCAGCCCUUCCUCCAGCACCUGAGCACGGAGCGGCAGCUCGGGCCCUGAGAACGGUGAAGGCGUUGCUGGGCGGCGGGCAGAGCGCAGCUCCCCUCUGCCUUCAGUCGUUCCCAGUGUGGUUCAGCUUCUUUGGAGAACAGCUGUAGUUGUGGUUAACUCCUGGUAGUGGUAAAAAGAGAUCCGUGCUGACGGAGUCCAGUUGGUUGUAGACUUCUGUAUGUAAAGUUGUGCUGUUUCAGUGGCUUUUAGUGUUCAUCUGUGGAUACUGCAAGAUGGUUAAUUGCCCGUGUCAGUUUUACUGUCAGAUUUUAACUAGACUUUACUUUCUUUAAGUGUUUUUCUAAGAAUUUCUCUUAUUUCUACUGUGAAUCAUUGCCUAGAAUUACGGAGAGGCUUAUUUAACACAGACAGAAUCCUGCGUUUAGAGCACUGGAGGCUUCGUGUUGCAAAUCUACUUUCAAUCAGAAAGCUCAUCAGCAAUGCUAGCUUCUGUCUCACUGUGAUCCUGGGUUUGCCCAAAGACACUGAAGUUGUUAUGAGAGGGGAAGACUUUCCCCUGGGAAAACAGAAUGAUUCCAGUGAGUUUCACCACCUGAUAGAUCCUGUGCUUGAGUGGGGUUGUGACAUUUUCCAGGGGCGGCUGUAGCGUGGAGCACAGUGGAGGGCAGAGCUUGAAGUAAUGGCUGUGGGAUGUGUGUGGGGCAGCAGCCUGGGCAAUGAGAGCGGGCAGAGCAGUGCCUGUGUGUGCGUGGCUGCAGGACGGCCUGGCAGCUGUUUGACCGCCAGCUGGGGAAGGGCUCAGGAUGCAGAGGCUGCAGGAGCUGCUUUUCUUUUUAGCACUGUGAUUUGGAAGCAGUUUCGGGAUGAAUUUCAACACGUAUGUUUCUCUUUAUAGCCACAUCUAAUGCAUACAUCAGGAAACAGUACAGAAAGGUGAGGUGGCAUUUCACCUUUCUUAUAGCUCAUGCGAGAAAACAUCAGGUAAAUUGUGAAACUUCUUUGUCAUGUGGCCUGUAUGCCUUUUUGUCUUUUAAUUAUUGUUUUUAAGCAACCUCUUCGUUGCUAUUCUGUAGUUCUCUGUGAAACUCCAGUGCUACAAAUGGGCUUCUCUAUGUCUGUUGAGGGGACGACCUCCUAAGUACUAAACUGCUUUGCAUUCGGUGUGUUACCCUCAGCUGAAGUGAGCUGCCAGCGCUGUGCUGGCUUUGUCCAGGAAGGAGGACUGCCUUGUUGUUGAUGGACGGUGCUUUUUGUCUUUUUGUUUGGUUGUUUGUUUGUUAAAUCUUUAUUCUUAAGGACUUCAAGUGACCGAACCUUUACCACAAAAGGCAACAGAACUCAGUUCAAUCCCUGUGUGAAAUACUGGGUCCUCAUAACAUCGUCUUGCAGGCUGGGGAUGCGCCGCCUGCUGUUCAUGCAGGACUUGUAAGAUGCUGUGCUGCUGUCGUGGUUUGUUUUAAUAAGCUGAUGUCAGCGAGCUGCUCCGUGCUGGAAGUAAGCCAUAUCACAUCGCUGGGUUCCACUGCAGAAGAGGAAAGGGGAGACACGAGGUGACCAGGAACACUUGCCGUGAGCGCUGCUGGCUCGAGCUGUGUGUGUCUCAGCCCUUUCUUCAUUCAGCUGUGUUGGUAGCUUUGUGUGAGGAGCGCCGCACGGUGCUGCUUAACUUAUUGAUGAUAGAAACCAAGGCCAUCUUUGUGCGAAACGCACAGAACGCUUCCCCCCUCUGAUUUUGUGUUCUUUGCUUGGGAAAGCAGGGCUCUUCUCUGCUGUGACCGGAGCCGUUCCACAGCUCCUCCUUGAGAUGUGUGCCCCUGGGGCUGGGGAAGCAGGGGGCUGCGCCUCUGAGGAGCGUGGUGGAAGGAGAGGUUCCCCCCAGCGAGAGGUGAGCUGGAGGCUGCUCUUUCCUCCCCCUCUCUGUUUGAUCUCUCUGCCCUUUCGGAGGUGCUGUAUGAUUCCUCGAAGCUGAAUGUUUUUCGUACAGUAGGUAUUUUUAUAGCCUGCUUCUGAAUAUACUGUGAGUGUUUUACUAAGUGGGUGUUGAGUUAAAAAAAUAUAAUAAUAAUUAAAAAAAAGGUUGUAUAGAAGUGUAAAUAAACUGUUAUGCUGAUACUUGAAGAGAAAAAAGUUAUGAAGUUGUCUGUGGGACUUUAGGUACUAAAUCAUCAACUGCAUCCACCCCUUUCUAGCUGGUGAGAGCCAGUGUAGACAGUGAAUGUAAGCGUGCAGCGAGCUGCAUUCUACCUGCUGUGUGACUUCUGUCUGGGAGGCGUUGGGGAGGACUGCAGUGCACCAGCAGUGCCCUGAGCAGCUGUCCAUGUCCUGCACUCUUCCUGCCAUGCAGCCCUGACCGAAUCAGCACAGGGAGGUAAAAACCCUCGUCCUGGUCUUGUAGUAUUUGUGUCUGCUCCGCUGCCUUCUGAUUAAUGCACUCGCUAGCUCAGAUGCAGACUUCUGAAUGAGAUUAAACUACCUGUUCUUACGUUGUUGGCCUUCAUCGUUGUAAUCUUUCAGACCAAUGUAAUUGUUUGACAUUUGAUCCAAGCAAUAAAGAUCAAAUGCUACACCCUGCACUGCUGUUUUUUUUCCAUGGCUACUGCAGCAGUGGAUGCACUGGGGAGCAGUUCUUCUUUUAGGUGAGAAUGUGAAGAUUUGCCCAAGGGAGCAGGAAGGUAAGACUGUUAACUCUUCCUUUGCAUUUUGGUAUUUUAAGGUCUGAAUCAAGCUUAAUACUACACUGGUCUUGCAUCCUCUUCCACCUGCCACCUUCUGGCACAUAUUUGCACAUACAGUUGAGGUGGCAUGAAAAUUCCAGAGGCAAAGUGAGAAUGAAGUGAUUGAGGGCAGCACCCCUGGUUGAGGGGCACGGUGCUGCACAGCUCAAGAACAGAGCAGCUGCUUGCCCUCCUUUAGAGCAGCCCCUGCAGCCUGGCACACAGCAGGGAGGGGAACUGCUGGCAGCAGCUUUGCAGUUGCACAGCACUGGAGGCUGUGCUGCAGAAAUGAAAGUCAGCAGGAGUUCUGCAACACACAGAUUUUUAAGAAGUCCUUUCUGGGGAGGAAAUGAGUUUGUUUCUUAUGUUUUCCUAGUAAAGAUGAAGGCAUUUAUUAACUGUCAGAGCCAAGGAUGUGCAGCUAAUGAAUUGCAGUAUGGGCUGCUGGGUGUGGGCCUCAGAGCCCAGAGCAGCACUGCCCUGCUGCCUCCACCAGCUGCAGGCUGUUAGUUCCUCAUUUCAGAUAAUUCUAGAAGUUUUUCUUAUCUUUGUAAGUGAAAAGACUUGAAAAUGAUUAUCAUUUUCUACUGUGGAUUAAUUACAACCGGAGUUUAAUUGGGUAUUCGUCCACGAGAAAGAAAUCCAAGUGAGGAAUGAAAGUUUAAUGUAACUUUCUUUGAAGUGAGGACAAAAGAACCAAGGCUCCAACAUGUUUUUUUAAAAAGACAUCUUCCAUUCUCCAAUGUCUUGAGCAAAAUAUACAGCACAUUUAUAUAUAUAUAUAUAUAUAUAUA